This is a messenger RNA of Xylona heveae TC161, 1124 nucleotides long. RefSeq lists its product as hypothetical. The record is from RefSeq and is a predicted model, not a curated record. Lineage: Eukaryota; Fungi; Ascomycota; Xylonomycetes; Xylonales; Xylonaceae. The transcript has a single exon. The coding region runs from base 362 to 1048 and encodes 228 amino acids.
GUCAAGGGCGAGGCAAAGGGGUUCUGCUGGCGAGGCAGCGGAGUGAUGGAAUCGCCAUAGGGCUCGGCAGAGUCGGGAGUGCCAGGGCGCAUGGGCGUGGCUGUGGCCGUGGUGUUGGCCGUGGUAGAACGAGGAUAUUCCAUUGCGAGGGAUAGAAUUGGUAGACACAACUGUCGACUAGGGAAAAAUGUGUUUUUAGAUUUCGAAGCUCUCUCUCUCUCUGCAAUUGUGGGAGAGAUUGGACAACGAAGGACGAGGAAUUCAGAUAAAAGAGAAUGAAUGCUCAAGUCGCCUCGAGAGAGGGGACAGCAAGGUGCAGGAAAACGAAGGGAUCCUGACCAGCAAAGAAGAGCUGUGAUGAAUGAUGAGUGAUGAUGAUGGAGGAAACAGAAGGGCAACAAGAAGCAGGGCAGCGUGUGUUUUUGAAGCACAGGCAGAGCAUGCUACGACGGCCGCUAUGCCAUUUCACUGGCGAUACGGCUGGCCACCCAAAAGCCAUGUUUGGAAAAGAUCCAGCAACCGCUAUCGAUGCGAUGCCUUAGCUCGGCCGGCCUGGGCUGGACAAGGACCAGCAAUCCCGGGGCCAGACAAUUAUUGCUCUGCCAGAUUGGGGCAUCUAGCUGGCUUUCGAACACAUGGGGGCAUGGCAGACACGCGCACUAGAUCUUGUCGCGCUGUACACAUCAUGGUCCAGUUCUGGGGGCACGCUGACGUUGCGGCGGCGAUUGCAUCUUGUCUUGGUCGCAAGCACCAAGACCAGCCGGACGGGUUGGCGUCUCCGGAGUGGUUGGGGCCGAAAAUCUUGCCUGGCAACAUCCAGGUCGAAAGAUUGAACCCUGAUAGAGAAGGGGAUGGUCAACGACCAUGCGAAGAUGCUUGUGGUGAUGUGGGCUGGAAUGGUCUGGCAUCAUCGGCAAAUGGACAAGGCCCGACAGGGGUCUGCUUUCUUUUUUUUUUUUUUCCCCCUUCCUGUUAUGAGCACAGUUACUUUGUACGGCCGGGCUCAAAGACGAAUAAAGAGCCGUGUUCGGUUCGGAUAGUUAGGUAGGUUAGUGCUGGACCGUGUACUGAGAUGGGAGCUGUUGAUGUCAAAGCCAAAAGGUUCGAUUCCAGGCAGAUUUAGC